Messenger RNA from Thamnophis sirtalis, 516 nucleotides. Lineage: Eukaryota; Metazoa; Chordata; Lepidosauria; Squamata; Natricidae. The record is from RefSeq and is a predicted model, not a curated record.
GGCCAAGUCAGUCCAAUGUGGAUUACCAUGAGAUUGGACGUUCAAUCUCUACUCUCAUGUCAGACAAGCAUUUCCAUGAAGCCGCUUACAUGGCGGAUGACCGCCAAGAUCUCCUUAAUGCCAUCAAUGAGUUCCUAGACUGCAGCAUUGUCAUUCCUCCAUCAGAAGUAGAAGGGAAAGAUUUGCUCAGAUCAAUUGCCACCUUCCAGAAAGUGCUGCUGAAGAAGAGAAGAGAGCGGGACCAGAAGAAGUCCCUCAAAGAAACAAACUUUCAGGAAUCCAAAGAGCUAUGUGAGGUCAAAGCUGAAGAAGAAGAAGAAGAGGGUGAAGAGGAGGAGGAUGACCCUCUGAAGCGCACCGGCAUUUUCUUUGGUGGUUUGGUGCGGGACAUAAAGCGCAGGUACCCCAAGUAUCUGAGUGACCUCAGAGAUGCCCUGCACAGCCAGUGCCUCGCAGCCGUGCUAUUCAUCUACUUCGCUGCUCUCUCUCCUGCCAUCACCUUUGGGGGACUGCUAG